This is a messenger RNA of Phaedon cochleariae (mustard beetle), 2840 nucleotides long. Lineage: Eukaryota; Metazoa; Arthropoda; Insecta; Coleoptera; Chrysomelidae. The record is from the annotation of a GenBank genome assembly.
AUCUGACGUUUGUGAAAAAGUGUUUAUUUUGAAUUGAUUUUGAAUUUUUAUCAAGUUCUGCCUGUUCAUUAUUUCAAUCGCUCGGUUAAUGAACCUAAGUGAUGUCUCAUAUACUUGCUCAUUCUCUUGAAGAAAAUGCCAGAACUAAGGACGUAACCAUAUCAGAGAAUGUCAAUUUCGAAUCUUUGUUGCUAUCUGAAGAUAUUUUCCAGGGGCUGUGCCAAACAGGAUUUAGAAAACCGUCUCCUAUACAGCUCAAAGCAAUACCUGUUGGAAGAUGUGGAUUUGAUCUUAUAGUGAAAUCAAAAUCUGGUACAGGAAAAACUCUGGUAUUUUCGAUUAUUGCCUUAGAAAAUAUAGAUAGACAUAAGCAAGCACUUCAAGCUCUGAUCCUUGCACCCACAAGAGAGAUUGCUGUUCAGAUUCAAGAUGUGAUUAAGAAAGUUGGAUCCAACAUUGAAGGCCUUAUAGUGGAAUCCUUCAUAGGUGGCCUAUCCUUUGAAGAUGACAAGAAGAAAUGCAAGCAAUGCCAAAUAGCUGUGGGCACUCCAGGUCGAAUAAAACAUCUCAUCUCUGAAGGAAUCCUCACAUGUGACUCUACUCGUCUGUUUGUCCUCGAUGAAACCGAUAAAUUAAUGGACGCUAGCUUUCGCAACGACAUAAACCAAAUUUACAAUGCCUUACCUGCCAAGAAGCAAAUCAUAACUACCAGCGCCACCUAUCCCAAUGAACUCCAGCAUUUCCUCGCUCAGUAUAUGCAGUCUCCCACGUAUGUCAAUGCAGAACUAGAAACACCUUUGCUGUUAGGGUUGAAGCAAUUCGUUUCUGUGUUGAAACCACACGCUAAUGUCGUUCAACAAAUGAAGUUGAAGAAUGAGGAACUCUUGAACAUACUCAGUAACAUAUCGUUCACACAGUGUCUCGUCUUUUCUAACUACCAGACCAGGGCAGAGAGUAUCAGUAACUACUUGAACCAAAAAGGGUGGACUUCAAUGUUCAUCUCCGCUGCCCAAAAUCAGAGUCAAAGACUGAAGGCGCUCAACAGCUUGAAGGACUUCAAGUGCCGCAUAAUGCUGUCGACAGACUUGACAGCUAGGGGUAUAGAUGCCGCCAAAGUCGAUCUGGUUAUCAACUAUGACAUUCCGGUUGAUGCAAUGACUUAUUUGCAUCGGAUGGGAAGAGCAGGGCGAUAUGGGGCACAGGGUGUUUGCUUGAAUUUGGCUUUUGGUGGACAGGAAUUGGAGAAGUUGAGGGGGAUUUUAGGGCAGAUUGGUGGAACUGCUUUGGGGAUUCCGAAGUUGCCUAAGUUCAAAGGUCACAUUUCUGAUUUGGUAAAAAUCAAUACUCCAUCUGAGGAACAGAUUUUCGGAAAGUUAGAUGAAUCUCAUAUUGAUUUGACAUUGGACAAAAAUAAAAUAUAUGAACUAACUAAAAAUAGUGCUGCAAAUGCUAAACUGGAACACAAUGAGAAUCAUGAUAUCUUGGAGAGCCAGAAGAUUAUGAGCACUUUGAAUGAUAACAAGACUGAUUCAGGCGAAGUUGAAAAACAAUCAUUUGAAAUGGAUACCAAAGUGGUUUCAGCCUCUAUGUCAAAUGACAAUAUUGUUGAAAAUAACGAAAGUGAUGUUAUGGGCAUUUUGAAUGAUAAGAGUGAAAUGGCAGAUAUAAAAAAUCUCAUUGCAGAUAUGAAUCCCCAAGCCAUAUUAGCCUCCUUGGCAAAUCAAAAUUUCAAUAUGAACACUGCAGCAAUUGAACAUUCAAAUGAAAAAAAUACAGAAAGUUCCCAUAUGGAUAAAUGUAAUAAAAAGGUUCAAAAUGAUUUACUAGAUAAGAGAUUCACCGUGAAUGAUACCUUGAUGGCUUUAUUAGGUCCUAAAAGAGGUGAAAACACUCCAAGUGAAAUGAAAACUGUAAAUAUUGUAUCAGAGGAAGAUAAAAGGCAACAAUUAUUCACCAAAAAUAAGGCAUUACUGGAUGUUGUAAGGCUAUUAGAUUCACCAAGUCAAUCAAAAACGAACGUGAAUGGAUCUUCAGUUGAACAAUAUCUAAAUAUUCUCAAGGAACAAGACAAAGAAAAGCUGAGUGAAAUGUCUGAAAAACCCAUUCCCGACAUUUUGAACUCCUUACAAAAUGAUGAACUUGAGAAAGAAAACGUUCCUGCAGAAGUGGAAAUCAUCAACUUGGAAAAUAUCUUCAAGUUAGGUUAUGAUUGUAUAGUCAAAUCAAAUAACACUAGCUGGAGACAAAUCUUGGAAACAGUAGAAGAGCAUCAAACUAGAUCCUCUAAGGAAGAUACCAUGGAUGAACUUGGAGAUGAUGAAUAUGAAAGUAUGGAAGAAUACCAAGAAUGUGAAGAAAUGGAAAUAAUGAAGUGGGUUCCAGUAAGCAAGACUCAUAAACCUCCUACAGCAAGCAAAAAUCUUCUGGAAGAAGCCUCAGAUGAUGGCGAAGUAGUUACCGCAGAAAAUAAAGAUGGUGAACUAACAAAAUGGCAGCCGGCUAGCUCUGCUACUAAAGAACUCCAACAAACUUGUUUAUCCGAGUCAGUUAGUGAGGAGAUCAACCGAUAUGACCAUUACAGCUCAUGUUUUGAAGAGUGCAAUCAACAGUUGUGGCAGAAUGGUUUGAGUUUCGAUAAUAUGAAUAGUUUUGAUGAGUGGUUUUAUUAUGAAUGGGAAGCACAGUUGUAUGCUAUGAGGAACUAUGUCCAGCAGAAUAUUUAUGUGCAAGAAAUGAGUAGGUAUCAGCAUUCAAAGACCAAUAAAUGAAGUUGAACUUCAAAUUUCAGACUGAAAUAUACUGAGGUGGGUAUGUAAAAUUGAGACAAGUAUUCUAGAUUG